CCGCCCGCUAAUAGGAGCAAUGGGUAAGAGUUGUGCCGCGGCUGCCGCUGGUGCCAUGCGGGCUCGGUGAGCGAGAGGAUAAACCUCGCGCGAGCCAGACCAGCCCACAGCCAGCCAGCCUUACAACAACAACAACAACCACAGCAGCAACAACAACAACAGCGACCACCACGGGAGAUACAACAACAACGGCGGCGGCGGCGGUGAGGCGACGUGGAGCGAUCGUCCAUCAGAAGCCCGGGCGGGAGGGAUAGGCAGGCCGGCCGGCUGGCGGAGCGAGCGGGCGGGAGGCGAUGAUGCGGGUCGGAGUGCUCGCGGUGCUGGCGUCGUUGAUAUCACCACCACCAUCAUCACCACCACCACCAUCAUCACCAGCAGCAGCAGAAGAAGAAGAGGUAGCAGCAGCAGCAGCCGCGGCGUCGUCCUCCUCCUCCUCCUCGUCGUCUUCGUCGGGGUCGCGGUGUUGUCGCUGAACGCGCAGCAGCAGCAGCCGCCGCUUCACGCAGGAUCAUGGCCGCGCAGGUCCCUCCCGCUGCUGCUGCCGGCGGCGGCGGUGGCGGCAGCAGCAGGGACGCGGCUGAAGCGCCGGGACCCAAGCAGCAGCAGCAGGGGCUCGAGGGCCGGGACACGGGAGGAGGAGGAGGAGGCGGCAAGGAUGGCGUGGUGGUGGUGGUGGUGGCGGGCGGCAAGCAGGAUGGGCUGUCUAACCACAGGCUCAAGGCGGGCGAGGAGGCUCCUCAAUGUGGAGGAGGAGGAGGUGGCGGCAGGGAGAUUGGGGGCCUGGGGGACUCCGACGGUCGCGUGUUGCACCUCGCCAAGGGUCCUCCUCCUGCUGCUGCUGCUCCCCCCCACUCGCACCCCUCCUCUGUGGCCCCGCCGCCGCCUCCUCCUCCCCCGCCUCCUCCUCCUCCAUCGUCUUCUUCUUCGGCGUCUUCUUCAUCUGCCGCUGCUGCUGCUUCGCUCCCUCACCAGGGUCCGAUGGGAGAGGGCCCUGCCAUGGGCGGCGAGGCCCGAUACGAGGGUCCCCUGGGGGGAGCAGCAGCAGCAGCAGGGUACGGCUACCCGACCCCGUACCGGGGCCCCGGUGGCCCCGGGCUCCCGGGGGCUCCCGGCUCCUCGUCGUCCACCUCGUCCACCUCCUCAACCUCAUCCUCCUACGAGCAACAUGGCGGACAACAAAGCCAGGCCGCUCUCCUGGUGGACGGGCCUCACAACUCUCACGACGGCUACGCCAACAGCAGUGGAGGCGCGGGGCAGUACGGGGCAGGCGGCCACCAUCAUCACCACCACCAUCAUCAGCAUCAUCAUCAGCAGCAGCAUCAUCAUCAGCAGUACGGCGGCUACGGAGCGCCUCCACCCAGGGGUUACCCGGCCCAGCCGGGAUACGUUCUGGGGGGCCCGCGUGGGGGGGCCCUAACCAAGCAGCAACAACAGCAACAACAUAUGAUGAGUGGCUAUGCGCACCACCACCAUCAUCAGCACCACCACCAGCAGCAGCAGCACCAGCAGGCUCAGCAGCACCAUCACCAUCAGCACCACCAGCAGCAGCAUCAGCAGCAGCAGCAUCAUCAUCAGAGGUUGCUGGGCCACGUGAACUCAACACAGCAGCCUCCCAGCGGCGCGACCCCGACCCUCAACCAGCUGCUGACGGCCCCCAGCCCCGCCAGGGCCUACAACAGCUACGCGGCCCAAGACUACCAACACCAGCACCAGGGCCUCCACCAGGGCCUCCACCAGGGCCUGCACGCCAGCAUGGCGGGGCCCAAAGCGGCCGAGCUGACGGCGCACGGCCAGUACGGAGCGGCUCAGCAGCAGCAGCAGGCGGCGUGGGGAGGACAUCAGCGGACGCACCCGGCCCUCAGCCCGGGCGGCUCUGGCCAGGCCCUCGCGAGAUCCCAGGGCAAUCCCAUGGAGCCCAUGGGGGUGAAGCGGCCGCAGCCGUACGGAAUGGGAGGCAGCCCCUACCCCCAGCACCCCCAGCAGGCCGGCCAGGGGGGGCCCUACUCGGCUCAGCAACCGUACAGCCCGCCCACGCCCCAGCGCUACCCGAUGGGAGCCCAGGGGGGCCCCCAGCCCCCCAUGACGGCCGGUCCCUACUCGCAGAGACAGGCCGUGCCUCCUCAUUACGGCCACCAAGGCAUGUCCGGAUACUGCCCACCAGGCCAGGGGCAGCCGCACCCGGGCCAGCCGCACCCGGGCCAGCCGCACCCGGGUCAGCCGCACCCAGUCCAGCCGCACCCGGGGCAGCCGCACCAGGGCCAGCCGCACCCGGGUCAGCCGCACCAGGGACAGCCGCACCAGGGACAGCCGCACCAGGGCCAGCCGCACCCGGGCCAACCGCACCAGGGCCAGUCGCACCCGGGCCAGCCGCACCAGGGCCAGCAGCACCAGGGCCAGCCGCACCAGGGCCAGCCGUAUUACGGGCAGCAGGGAGCGGGGGCGUAUGGAGGCCCGCGGUACCCCAUGCAGCAGGAGGUCCCGCAGGACCUGUACGGAGGCAGAGGGCCCCAACCGCUCCCCGCUGGGAAGGCCGGCCAUGACGACAUGGGCAUGAUCCAGCCGGGCCGUCCCUCCAGCCUCCCCGACCUGUCCGGGGCGAUCGACGACCUCCCCACGGGCGGAGACGGCCUGCAGGGCGCCGCCGAGUCGCUGCAGGGCGGCGGCGGCGGCGGCGGCGCCGGACCCGCCGGCGCCGGCGGGUCCGGCCCGGGAGGGCCCGGCCCUCCGGGGUCGGGCCCCGGCUCGGCGGGAGCCUCCGCUGGCGGGCCGACCUCCUCCUCCUCCUCCGCCGCCGCCGCGGCCGGGUCGGCGGCGUCCGGCGGGGACGGUCCCGGCGGCGGCGGCGGCGGCAGCGGGCAGGCGAGCGGUCCCGGCUCUGUGGCGUCCGGCAGCCAGGGGGAGGCGAGCAACCCGGCGCAGUCGCCCUUCUCGCCGCACGCCUCCCCGCACCUGUCGGGCGUGAGCGGGCCCUCGCCCUCGCCCGCCGGCUCCCCGGCCAGCGUGAGCCAGCCUCGCUCCGGGCCGCUGUCACCCGCCACAGGAUUCCGGAGGCUCGGUCCCGUCUACCCGGCACGGCAGCGGAAACAUUGGGACGAGUUCGGCGCAGUUCAGUCGAUCGGCCGUUCGCGUCCGAUAAAUCCUGGAACGGCCCCUUUUGGCAGCGACGAGUGGCGGGCGCGGAGGCUAAUUAAAGAGGCUUUGGCCGAGCCUUCGACAGCCGAGGCCGCGGGGAGGGAGUGGCUCGGCGCGGGCCGUGGGCCGCUCGGGGCCCACGGUAACCAGAUGCCGCCGCGGCCCCCCAGCAGCCAGCCGGCGUCGCCCAUGCCGCAGGAGAGAGGUGCGUUGGCGCUGCGCUCUCACUCACCACCGCCGCUCAACGGGGGGGUCACGGGGCCCCCCGCUAGCGCCGGGGGGGCGGCGCGCGGGACCCAGCGCCAGGGGCCCCUAGAGCGGGCGCGCGGCGACAGGAAAGGAAGGGGGAAACCUAAGGGGGGCCUGGCCCCAUUCGCUGACGAACUGUACAUGCCUGUGUACGUGUCUGUAUACCUGUGUGGCCGUGUGUGUGUCUGUACAUGUGUAUUCAUGUGUAUAUGUGCAUGCUGUACAUGUGUGUGCAUGUGUCCAUGUCUAUACUUAUCUGUAUUAUACGCUUGUGUAUACGUAUGUGCAUAUGUGUGUGCAAGUGUCCAUGUGUGUCUGUACACAUGUACAUGUGUACGUACAUGUGUGUGCAAGUGUCCAUGUGUGUCCGUACGCGUGUCCAUGUGUAUCCGUACGCGUGUCCACGUGUAUCCGUACGCGUGUCCACACGUAUCCGUGCGCGCGUACACGUGUGCGCGUGUCCAUGUGUGUCCGUACGCGUGUCCACGCGUAUCCGUGCGCGCGUACACGUGUGCGCGUGUCCAUGUGUGUCCGUACGCGUGUCCACGCGUAUCCGUGCGCGCGUACACGUGUGCGCGUGUCCAUGUGUGUCCGUACGCGUGUCCACGCGUAUCCGUGCGCGCGUACACGUGUGCGCGUGUCCAUGUGUGUCCGUACGCGUGUCCACGCGUAUCCGUGCGCGCGUACACGUGUGCGCGUGUCCAUGUGUGUCCGUACGCGUGUCCACGCGUAUCCGUGCGCGCGUACACGUGUGCGCGUGUCCAUGUGUGUCCGUACGCGUGUCCACGCGUAUCUGUGCGCGCGUACACGUGUGCGCGUGUCCAUGUGUGUCCGUGCGAGUGUCCACGUGUGUCCGUGCGCGCGUACACGUGUGCGCGUGUCCAUGUGUGUCCGUACGCGUGUCCACGCGUACACGUGUGCGCGUGUCCCCGCUUGCCUUACACAGGCUUCAUGCAGCGCAACUCUCAGUUCGGGCCCCAGCAGGGAGGCCCAUCGGCCCUCUCGCCCCGGCCCUCCCCGGCCGGGCCCCAGAUGCACGCGGCCGCCCUGGGGCCUUACCCGCCCUCCGGGGGCCCGGGGGGGUACCCUCCCCAGCCAGGGGGAGGCCUGUACGGACCGCAGCAAGGAAAUUACCAGCGCCCGUCCGGCUACGGCAACAUGCCCAACGCGGCGGCCUACGCCGGCACCGGCCCCGCCAUGGGCAUGGCCGGCAACAGCAGCAUGCAGGCGUCGGGGCCCGCCCAGGCCUACGGCGGCAUGGGAGCCGUGGGCCGGGGCCCGCCCUCGGGCCUGCAGGGCCGGCCCUACAACCAGGCCAUGGGCGGCCCCGCGAACAGCAUGCCUGGGCACGCCGGCCUCUCCUCCAUGCUGCCGAACAGCGCCAUGGGCGGCGGCGGCGGCGGCCACGGCCUGGGCAGCAACAGCAUGGGAGGGGGCGGAGGAGGAGCGGGGACGCCGGGCCCGGGUCAAGGCCCCGGGGUCGUGGGCCAGGCGGGCGGCCUGCCCAUGGCCGCCGGGGGCAUCGCCCUGGGUCAGGGCAGCGUCGGGAUGGGGCCUCCCUCGUCCGGCAUCAACCGCAAGGCGCAGGAGGCGGCCGCAGCGGUCAUGCAGGCGGCGGCCAACUCGACGCAUAGCAGGCCGCAGUACAGCCGCCCUCAGCCGCAGAGCUACCCGGCCCAGCCCGGCCCCACCGUGCGGCCCAUGUACCCGCCACAACACCCCAACUACGGCAACGCCCAGGCGCAAGCCUCCAUGCUGCACCAGCACGAGCAGUACGGGCAAAGCGGCUACCAAGGCAUGAACCAGGCGGGAGGAAUGAUGGGAGGAGGCUCUCCUUACGGGCAGCAGCAGCAGCAGCUGAGUGGGGGCGGCCCGGCCAUGAUGAAUCAAGGGGGCCCACCCUACUCCGUCCCAGGGCACAUGGGGCCCAACUCCACAGGAAACUCAGCCCCCCCCCAGCACAUCAUGUCCCCCCCGGGGCCCGAGGGAGGCAUGGGUCUCCAGGACGGGAAGACCCCUCCUCCGCCACCCAGCGAGAACAAGUCUAAGAAGUCCGGCUCGUCCACGACGACGGGCGAGAGCAUCAGCCGGCUGUACGAGCUCGGCUGCGAGCCCGAGCGCCGCCUCUGGGUAGACCGCUACCUCUCGUUCAUGGACGAGCGCGGCACGCCGGUGCCCGCGCUGCCGGCCGUCGGGCGCAAGCCGCUCGACCUCUACCGCCUCUACGUGUCGGCGCGCGACAUCGGCGGACUCACGCAGGUGAACAAGUGCAAGAAGUGGCGCGAGCUGGCGACGGGGCUGGGCGUGGGCACGUCGAGCAGCGCCGCCAGCUCGCUCAAGAAGCAGUACAUCCAGUUCCUGUUCGCCUUCGAGUGCAAGGUGGAGCGCGGCGAGGAGCCACCCUCCGACCUCGUCAACCCGCCCGUGCCGGCGGCCGACGCCAAGAAGCACGCCGCCAAGGUGCAGCCGCCGUCGCCCGCCGGCUCGGGCUCCAUGCAGGGUCCCCAGACCCCGCAGUCGACCAGCAGCUCCAUGACGGAGGGGGCGGCCGAGAUGAAGCCCCCCACUCCGGCAUCCACCCCACACAGCCAGCCGCCCCCCACCGUGGGAAACAGGAACAGCACCAUCAGCCUGCAGGACCCCUUCUCGGAGAACGGGGACCCGGCCUUCCAACGCCGCAACGCGCUCACCCCCAACCCCACCAGCGCCCCUUACCACAGCCUCACCCCGCCCGCCGGCGGGGGGCCCGACGCGCUGGCGCGGGCGGCCUACGAGCAGGGCCGGGCGGAGGGGCAGUACGGUGCCCCCCGCGACCCCCGCGACCCCCGCGACCCCCGUGACCCCCGCGACCCCCGCGACCCCCGCGACCCCUACAACCCCAUGCGCAAAGCGGUCCCCGUGCCCGACCCGUACGGCUCCCAGGGCCCGUCGGCCCGGCUGCCUCCCGACCCCUACGGCCGGGGGCCUCCCACGGGCCUGGCCGGCCUGGGCAGCAUGAGCCAGAGGCACCCGUACCCCUACGCGCCGGGCUACGACCGCCGGGCGGAACACGCGCUGUCGGUGGAGGCCGGAGUGGGCCCGGUAAACCCGCUCGUUCCUCCAUCCGUGUCGGACCCCGGGAUGUACUCCCCCGGGGGGCGCGGGCCCCCCCAGCCCAGGCACGACAACUACGGACAGCCGUACCCGGGGCAAGGCCCCCACCAGGGCCAGCCGCCCUACCCCCCGCCCGGCCAGCACGCAAUGUACCAGCAGCAGCAGCCGCAGCCACAGCCGAACUACAAGCGACCCAUGGAGGGCAUGUACGGCCCGCCGGCCAAGCGGCACGAGAGCGAGGCCUACGGCCUGGCCUACCCGGCCCAGCCGCCCUCCGACCCCUACGCGGGCUACCCCGUGUCGGGGGCCACGGGGGCCUACGGGGACCGCCGGGCGCCCCCCACGCACGCCCCGGCCCCCGCCAGCCAGUUCCCCUUCAGCUACGCGCCACCCGACCGCGCGCCCCCGCAAGCCCCCCAGGCCAUCGUGGGCGCCGACUCCGGCCCACCGCCGGCGCAGGGGUCGGCGGGGGGGCAACCGGGCUGGGGGCCGGCGCGCGCCGGGGGGGGGCCGGCGACGGGCGGCCCCGGGGACGCGGCGUACCCCCCCUACCCGAGCCGCCCGCCCUCGCAGGCCCCGCCGUACCCGGGCGCGGCGGGGGGCGGCCGCGGCGCGGGCGAGGACGGGGGGGCCCCCGCGGGGGAGCCGCCGGGCCCGCGGGCGCCGGGCGAGUGGCACUACGCGCAGAGGCCCGCGCCGUACGCGGCGACGCCGGCGCCGCAGCCCCACGGCCACGCGGCGCCGCCCGGCGCCGGCCAGAGGCCCCAGUACCGCACGGCCAGCCCCACCGGGUACCCACAGGUGUCUCCGAGCAAGCCGCCCUACCUCUCCGCCGGCGGCGUGCGGAUGCAGAAGGUGGGGCCCCCCGUGCCGGCGUCGCAGCUGCCGGGGGGCGGGCCCCCCGCGCCGCUCGCUCUGCUGCCCCCCCCACGCAAGGACCCCCCCUUCCCGCCGGGGUGCGUGGAGGCGACGCAGGCGGCCGUGAAGGCGCGCCGCCGCCUCACCGCCAAGGACGUGGGCACCCCGGAGGCGUGGCGGGUGAUGAUGUCGCUCAAGUCGGGCCUGCUGGCGGAGAGCAGCUGGGCGCUGGACUCCGUCAACGUGCUGCUGCACGACGACACCACCGUCGCCAGCUUCAGCCUCUCGCAGCUGCCCGGCCUGCUGGAGCUCCUCGUCGAGUACCUGCGCCGCUGCCUCAUCCACAUCUUCGGGAUCCUGCGCGAGUGCGAGAUCGGGGGUCGCGCCGCGUACGACGACGACGACGACGAGGAGGAAGAGGAGGACGAGGAGGAGGAGGAGGACGGCGAGGACGGUGCCACGCAGGACGCGGAGGAGCACGCGGCCGCCUGGGCCGGCCACUGGGUCGACGACGACGAGGAGGAGGAGGAGGAGGAGGAGGAGGGAGAGGAGGACCCGGGUUGGGACGAGGAGGAGCAGGAGGACGAGGAUGACGAGGCCUGCCCCGCCGGCCCUACCGACAACGACGACGACAACGACGACAACGACGACGACAACGACGCAGACGGCGGCGGCGCCGCGAGGGCGAACGCCAACGAGCGGCCGCGGCGGCGGCGGGGAGCGGCCGCCCCCCACCGGCCACCGGGGCCGUCCGCCGAGCGCAAGCGCAAGCAGGCGAGCCGCUUCGACCGACGGCCGCUGGCGCUGGCUCUGGAGGACGCGGACGGGGCCUACGUGCUGGACCGCUCGGCCCGCCUGGGCCAACCGCGGGAGUUCGACAGCGGCCUGCAGCACUGGCGGGUGGGCGGCGGCGACACCACGUGCCACAUCCAGACGCACUUCGAGCGCCGCGACGAGCGGCCCAGGAGCCCGGCGCCGCCGCGGCAACCGCAGCAGCAGCAGCAGCGGCGACCGGCGCAGCAGCAGCAGCAGCAGCAGCAGCAGAACGGGCCCGUGGAGAGCGCGCAGCCCAACGGCAGCAGCAACGGCGUGCGCGCGGACGGGGAGCCGGCGGGCAGGGAGGAGGGCGACGCGCCGCCCGUGCGGAACGGCACGGGCGGCAAGGAAGCGGCGGAGCGCGCGGCCAGGGGCGGCAGAGCGGCACCGGGCUCGCCCGACGGCGCCGGCCUGGCCCGGGGCGGCCCCAAGCCGGCGGCGAGGGCCGGGAACGACGCGGACCGCGGGCCGCCGGCGUCGUCCUCCAGCAGGCGGGAGACGGCGCAGCGGGGCCAGCGGCAGCAGCUGGGCCAGCAGCGGAAGCAGCAGCAGAUGCUGGAGGACGAGCCGCAGGGCCGCGACGAGGCGCCGCUGAGCCGCACGCGUCCCUGGCAGGAGUCGCUGGUGGGGCGCUGCGCGUGCGUCUCCAACAUCGUGCGCAGCCUGUCCUUCGUGCCGGGCAACGAUGCCGAGAUGGCGCGCCACCCGGGCCUGCUGGUCAUCCUGGGCCGCCUCGUGCUGCUGUGCCACGUCCACCCCGACCGCCGGCCGCCGCUGCGCCAGUGCCGGCGACCCCCGGCGGACGCCUCCGGCGACGAAGCCGGGGACGGUCGCUGCCCCGCGGCCGCCGGCGAACGGGGACAGAAGGAGGAGCGGGAGGAACCGGCGGCGACGAAGGCGGAGAAACGGCCGGACGCCGACGGCGGCGGCGGCGCCGCGUGCGAGCCCGCCGACGGCGGCGCCGCCGGCAGGACGGAGCGGAGGCCGUGCGGCGGGGGCGACGCGUGGGGGGGGUGGGGGGCGUGGGCCCCGGCGUCCGUGGUGCCCGCCGCCUGGCAGGAGGAGUGGCUGCUGGAGUGCGUGGAGACGCUGCGCGAGAACGCCUUGGUGACGCUCGCCAACAUCGCGGGCCGCCUCGACCUGUCGCUCUACGCCGAGAGCGUGUGCCUGCCCGUGCUCGACGGCCUCCUGCACUGGGCCGUGUGCCCGGCGGCCGAGGCGCGCGACCCCUUCCCGUCGCUCGCGCCGUGCGCCGUGCUCUCGCCGCAGCGGCUCGCGCUCGAGACGCUGUCGAAACUCGGCGUGCAGGAGGGCAACGUGGACCUCAUCCUGGCGACGCCGCCCUUCUCGCGGCUCGAGUGCCUCCUGAGCGCGCUGGUGCGCUUCGUGGCCGAGCGGCGCAACCCGGUGUGCCGCGAGAUGAGCGUGGCGCUGCUCGCCAGCCUCGUGCAGGGCGGCGGCGCCGACGGCGUGCCCGCCCGCGCCGUGGCGCGGCACAAGGGCACCGUGGGCAGCCUCGUGUGCUUCCUCGAGGACGGGCUGAUGGCCGCGCUGCAGCAGACGCAGCAGCAGCAGCAGACGCAGUCGGCGCAGCAGCAGCAGCAGCAGCAGCAGCAGACGGCGCAGCAGGGCGGGGGCGGGGGCGGUGGCGGGGCGGCCGCCUCGCUGGAGCCGCCCAGCGUGGACAUGCUGCGGCGUGCCGCCGGCGUGCUGCUGGCGCUGGCCAGGCUGGACGGGUGCCGCGCCGAGUUUGUGCUGUACGAGGGCCGGCUGCUGGACAUCGCCAUGUCGCACAUCCUCAACCCCUACAUCUCCCCCGUCGUGGCCGACGUGCUUUACGUGCUGGGCCACACGUGACCCCCGCCCCACCCCCCCAGCUACGCGUAGCCCACCCCACCCCGUGUCCCCCGCCGCCCGCCCCUCGCCGGGCCCCGCGUCUCCGUGUUGUCUCGCUCGGGGCCCCGUGGCGUCGCUGCCGGCCAGGCCAGGGCUCGAGUGUCCGGCCUCCUCUCCGCGCUGCCCCGCCCAAUUAUAUUUCCCGCGUCUUAGUUUUGUGGUUUUUAAUUUUCCCCGAUCGUCGAGUCCAGCGCCGCCACCGUUGCCGCCUUCCGCUGGCAAUGCCCCGCCCCAAACCUAGGAGGGGACCGGAUCUCCCCGCGGCACUCCCCGAGAGCCGGCGGACGUUCGGGGCGCCGUGCCGGGCGGGCGGGCGAGCGGGCGGGCGGCAGUUGGGAUAGAGAGGGCACUUGGCGCGUGCGCCGAGUGUUCACCAGGUCCAGCCAGGUGCCAUUUAAAAGCCACGAACAAGGAACUGAAACCCGGCGCGCCCCCCCCCCCCCCCACCCAACCCCCGCGCGGGGCACCCUGCCCUGCGGCCGCUCGGCGCCCAAAGCGCCAGCCAAUCGGUACUCCUCCUCCUCGUCGCUAGCGCCGAGCCCUGCGUUUGGAUACCGGCCCAGGAGACGUCGCCGUGUAUUUAAUUAUUAUUGACGUGGCAGAGUUGAGGUUGUGCGACGCGUGCGUGCGAGCGCACACGUGCUGCCCGUGGUCUGGGGCCCAGAAGGACGCUGCCGUGUGCGUGGAAGGGGGCGGCUCGGUACCCCGAGCCUGCCUACCUGCGUGAGGGGUGGGUGGCUGCGCGAGUGACUGCGUGUGCGCGAAAGAGUGAAUGUUUAUAUGUGUGCGUGUGCGCGGGAUUGACUGUGCGUGCAUUUCUGCCUUUGUCUAAGCGCGUUCGGGGGUGGGGGGUGAUUCCGCGUGCGUGGAGGCGUGCGUGGUGGUGACCUUGCCGCGGACAGCAGUGGGAACCCGGCGCGUCGCCCGUCAGCUUUGUUACGGUGGAACUUUGGAGAGCGCCCAGUGCCAGGCCACGAGGACACAACCCGCGGAGAGCUACGAACCGCCCGGUCGCCGUGGGCCCCCGCGGACGCCGGGCGUGCACCCAGCAGCCCGCGGUGGGGCCGUGGAUUUAGAAUUUGCGACCACGGCGGCGGUGGUGGCGACGGUGACGGGUUAUCCUCAUUAUUAUUAUUAUAAUUAUGGUUGUUGGCGCGUAAGCUGGGCGACCGGGCCCCGUUCCUGCCCGCCGUCGUCCGUCGCCCACCACCACCACCACCUGCCCUCCACUCGCGUGCCGGGCGCGGCGUGCUCGCUGUACAUACCUGUACAUUGCCUACUCCCCCCCCCCACCGCGCCCCCCUUAUCAUUAUUACUACUAUCGUUAUUAUUACUGCGUGUAUUUUAUUUCACGUCCGUUUAUAAUUAUUAUCGUACUUUUCAUUUUGUUUUAUAAACCCCCUUUUAGAAGGAAGUACUUGUAGCUAGAGUUGUGAGGACUGCUCCCCCCACCCACUCACCCACCAUCAUACCCCCCCCCCCCCACCAUCAUCCCCAGUGCUUAAUGGUAGGGGGAGGGGCGGAGUCCCCCGUGCCAGUGUACAGCCUCCCUCUUGCGACCACCCAGCGUGCGUCUCCCCCUGCCACGCCACGCCAACCGCGCCCCCCCCCCCCCCAGCGAGAAGAUGAGGAACGCGAGAGGGCACCGCUGUUUGGCGCCAGAGUCCUCCGCAUCUUUGUAUUGCCGAACAGCUCGCCCCCCCCCCCCAGCCCCCCCCCCCCGUGUACAUUCUG
Petromyzon marinus (sea lamprey) is the source of this 11778-nucleotide messenger RNA. The record is from RefSeq and is a predicted model, not a curated record. Lineage: Eukaryota; Metazoa; Chordata; Hyperoartia; Petromyzontiformes; Petromyzontidae.